AUGGAUAUCGGGGAACUAUUAUCUUACAAGCCUCCAAACACACCAAAGCGACCGACUGCGGGAGAGGACGACGACGAUGAUGAAUGGGAGAGCGCGAAGAGGCCGAAGAGAGUGAUAAAAACGCCGUACCAUGCGCGUCAACGGCAGCCCAGGGAGCUCGAUGUCGUGCCAUCCAGGAAUGACGAGCCUGCCACACCUGUCAGAGCUGCCGAGCCCUCGUCGACUGAUGACGCUGUGGUCGAACCGCAGUUGACGGAGAAGGAGAAGCAGGAUAUAUUGAAGUAUGUAGAAACCGAGGCACCUGAAGUCGAGGCACUGGACGAGGCAACGCUCAAACGUAUGAUCCUCCUGUUUGAGAAGAGGGCACUGAGAAAUCAGGAGAUGAGAGUUAAAUUCCCGGAUCAACCAGAGAAAUUUAUGGAAUCUGAAGUAGAGCUGCAUGAAACUCUGCAAGAACUGCAUAUUGUAGCAACUAAUCCAGAUCUGUAUCAGUUGAUGGUAGAGCUAGGCGCUGUACCCUCUUUACUAGAAUUGUUGUCUCAUGAAAACACUGAUGUAGCGGUUGGCGUGGUAGAUCUUCUACAGGAAUUAACUGACGUAGAUAUAUUGCACGAGAGUCAGGAAGGUGCAGACACGCUUAUUGAUGCUCUGUUGGAGCAACAAGUUUGCGCUCUCCUAGUACAAAAUCUCGAAAGACUCGACGAAGCGGUAAAGGAAGAAAGUGACGGUGUUUAUAACACACUUGCCAUUUUUGAAAAUCUACUAGAGUUUAGACCAGAUCUGUGCGCGGAUGCGGGGAAGCAAGGUUUAAUGCAGUGGCUGCUGCGACGAGUUAAGGCGAAAACGCCUUUCGACGCAAACAAACUUUACGCCAGUGAACUUCUGUCUAUACUCUUGCAGCACACGCCAGAAAAUAGACUUCUUUUAGGCGACUUGGAUGGAAUUGAUGUUUUACUACAACAAUUAGCUUACUAUAAGAGACACGAUCCUCAAACCGCAGAGGAGCAAGAGAUGAUGGAAAAUUUAUUUAACGUUUUAUGCUCAAGUCUAAUGGCUACCGUAAAUCGUGAUAGGUUUUUGCGUGGCGAAGGUCUGCAACUUAUGAACUUGAUGUUACGAGAGAAAAAGAUGUCGCGCAAUGGAUCUCUCAAAGUUUUAGAUCACGCUAUGAACGGCCCGGAUGGAAAAGAUAAUUGUAGCAAGUUUGUUGAUAUUCUUGGAUUACGAACUAUAUUUCCUCUGUUCAUGAAAACCCCAACAAAAAAUAGAAAAAAAAUGCUCACCGCAGAAGAGCAUGAAGAACACGUAAUUUCAAUUAUAGCAAGUAUGUUAAAGAAUUGCAAAGGGCAGCAGCGUCAAAGAUUACUUAGCAAGUUUACGGAAAAUGAUUAUGAGAAAGUGGAUAGAUUAAUUGAAUUACAUUUCAAGUAUCUUGAAAAGGUAGAAGAAGUGGAGAAAAAUGGAAAGGAGGAUGAGGAUGAAGAAGAAUCGUACUUGAGAAGAUUAGAUGGUGGUUUAUUUAUAUUACAAUUAGUAGAUUAUGUACUUUUGGAAGCUUGCACUGGUUGUCCGCCUGCAGUCAAACAACGAGUGACGAGAAUUUUAGCACAGAGGAGAGCAUCCCUUAAAACAAUUCGACACAUUAUGAGAGAAUACGCUGGUAAUUUAGGAGACGCUGGUGACACAGAAUGGAAAGAAGCAGAGCAACAACAUAUUUUACAAUUAAUUGAUAAAUUUUGAUAUGUUUUCUAUCAUCAAAAUAUACUGUUAUAUAUAUAGCGCAUAAUAAGACUUUGUUACAUGUGCAUGAAAAGUCGUCCAUCAUGUCUUUUUUUAUUCGAAAAUCGUCACUUUUUUAUGAAACGAUUAUUUCACACAAAUAAUUUAUUAUUUCAUCUUUUUUGUCUUGCUAAUAAAUGGUAUAAACAGUAAAAUAAUACAUUUUCGUAAGGUUUGUUAUUUUAUCGGUAAUAAAUUGUGAUACUACA
This is a messenger RNA of Monomorium pharaonis (pharaoh ant), 1988 nucleotides long. Its product is annotated as beta-catenin-like protein 1. Bases 1 to 1740 code for a protein of 579 amino acids. The transcript has 9 exons. Gene Ontology annotation, cellular component: spliceosomal complex. Lineage: Eukaryota; Metazoa; Arthropoda; Insecta; Hymenoptera; Formicidae. The record is from RefSeq and is a predicted model, not a curated record. Gene Ontology annotation, molecular function: protein binding.